GCCAUUUUGGAGGGGCCGCGGGAGACGUGGUGCCGCUGCGGGCUCGCUCUGCCGUGCGCUAGGCUUGGUGGGAAGGCCUGUUCUCGAGUCCGCGCUUUUCGUCACCGCCAUGUCGGGAGGUGGUGUGAUUCGUGGCCCCGCAGGGAACAACGAUUGCCGCAUCUACGUGGGUAACUUACCUCCAGACAUCCGAACCAAGGACAUUGAGGACGUGUUCUACAAAUACGGCGCUAUCCGCGACAUCGACCUCAAGAAUCGCCGCGGGGGACCGCCCUUCGCCUUCGUUGAGUUCGAGGACCCGCGAGACGCGGAAGACGCGGUGUAUGGUCGCGACGGCUAUGAUUACGAUGGGUACCGUCUGCGGGUGGAGUUUCCUCGAAGCGGCCGUGGAACAGGCCGAGGCGGCGGCGGGGGUGGAGGUGGCGGAGCUCCCCGAGGUCGCUAUGGCCCCCCAUCCAGGCGGUCUGAAAACAGAGUGGUUGUCUCUGGACUGCCUCCAAGUGGAAGUUGGCAGGAUUUAAAGGAUCACAUGCGUGAAGCAGGUGAUGUAUGUUAUGCUGAUGUUUACCGAGAUGGCACUGGUGUCGUGGAGUUUGUACGGAAAGAAGAUAUGACCUAUGCAGUUCGAAAACUGGAUAACACUAAGUUUAGAUCUCAUGAGGGAGAAACUGCCUACAUCCGGGUUAAAGUUGAUGGGCCCAGAAGUCCAAGUUAUGGAAGAUCUCGAUCUCGAAGCCGUAGUCGUAGCAGAAGCCGUAGCAGAAGCAACAGCAGGAGUCGCAGUUACUCCCCAAGGAGAAGCAGAGGAUCACCACGCUAUUCUCCCCGUCAUAGCAGAUCUCGCUCUCGUACAUAAGAUGAUUGGUGACACUUUUUGUAGAACCCAUGUUGUAUACAGUUUUCCUUUAUUCAGUACAAUCUUUUCAUUUUUUAAUUCAAACUGUUUUGUUCAGAAUGGGCUAAAGUGUUGAAUUGCAUUCUUGUAAUAUCCCCUUGCUCCUAACAUCUACAUUCCCUUCGUGUCUUUGAUAAAUUGUAUUUUAAGUGAUGUCAUAGACAGGAUUGUUUAAAUUUAGUUAACUCCAUACUCUUCAGACUGUGAUAUUGUGUAAAUGUCUAUCUGCCCUGGUUUGUGUGAACUGGGAUGUUGGGGGUGUUUGUGGUUAUCUUACCUGGGGAAGUUCUUAUGUUUAUCUUGCUUUUCAUGUGUCUUUCUGUAGACAUAUCUGAAGAGAUGGAUUAAGAAUGCUUUGGAUUAAGGAUUGUGGAGCACAUUUCAAUCAUUUUAGGAUUGUCAAAAGGAGGAUUGAGGAGGAUCAGAUCAAUAAUGGAGGCAAUGGUAUGACUCCAAGUGCUAUUGUCACAGAUGAAAUUGGCAGUAUUGACCUUAUACUAAAAGGCAGGGGUUAAAAAUGAUUAUAUACAUUUUCCUUAAAACACUUGCAAACAUUUUAUUCAGUUGUCUUUAGCUACAAUUGCUUUGCUUUUUAAACCUUGGCAAUUGUGGCAAAAUUAUAUUGCCCAUUUUGUAGCAACUUAUUUUGCUCCCUUCCCCCCAUUUUUGUUUUAAUAGGGACUAAUGUGGGAAGAACUGGCUAAUUUGUCACAGUGCUUAGUUACAACUGUUAAUGUGUGACCUGCUGUUGGUGUACAUGUGGGUACAGGGUGUUUUUAAAUCCAACAAGAUAGAGUAUAAUAUCAAUACUGCUAAAUCUGCAUGUCCUCUGUGUGACUGAUAGAGCGUUGCUAUUUCAUUUUUUUAAGACAAAAUGAAAGCAAAAUAUAGAGUUCCAAUGUAUUGGUGUAGAUAAUCUAGUUGGGAAUACUUUUAAGUCUCACCUUCCCCUUUAAACUAAUAUUCAUAAUUGGUUCAUAUGUUUAAAAGACUUUAAUUUACAAAUUAAAUUGCAAAUGGGAGCAUUAGAUUUAGUUUUAGACUUAGGUGGGUAGCAAUGCCAGUAAACUUAAAUUACGUAACUUCUUGCAACCACGAAACCUGUAAUACGCUGUACAGUAACAAGUGUUGGCAUUAUCAGUUGAACUGUAAAUACAAAAUGCUUCUUCCAAUUAGUCUCUAUGAUGAUUAAGUUUCUAAAAUUUAUCUGAACACCAUUCAGAAACUUGUUUUGGGGAAUUUGAUAGUUAUUGAUGUGCAUCUGUUAAACUGAUGACAGACAUAACUCAUCAUUCCCCAGAAACCUUUUUUGAUUACAGUAUCUAACAUUUUGCCUCCUCUUUUUUGGUUUUGCUGGUUAUAAAGGUUUGGAUUGGAGAGGGCUCACUGGAUCCCAAUCCUUGGAGCUGGAUCAUUGGAUUCAAAUCAUAAUGUGGAUAGGAUAGGGAGGAUGAAUUACCAGGAUUCAUGGAGCGGGAUCAGAUUACCAGGAACAUAGGAGUGGAUUCCUGCCCCAACCAAACCGCAUUCGUGUGGAUUUUUUUAUUCAACUUAAUUGGCUAUUCCAAAGAUUUUUUUUUUCCUAUUUUUGACGAUUGGAGCCCUUAAGAUGCACGAUGGAAUUGUGUUUUGCGUUUUUUGGUAAAAGGAGCAAAGCGAGGACCUGGAGAUAAACGCUGGAGCAAUCUCCUUGGAAGGAUUCAGCACGAGUAGAUGGUAAACAUUUAAAGGGGAAAGGGGGGGUUUGUUUAAAAUAGUAAAUCAGUAAGUCACUUCUAAAUUUAAAGAAAACAAAAUUGGAGUUGAAGAAUAAGUAGGUUUCCAAUUGGCUAUUGCCGUUUUCUUUGAAAAAAUAAACAUUUUUUAAAAAACUAUGCAUGGUUGUCCUUUUUCCUCUUCAUGUAAGAUUCUAACUGGGUCUAUCAGUUAAUCUUUAAAUUGUUAAGUAAGAUAAGAUUUUGACUCUUGUGUUAAUGUGUUAGCAAAUUAAAAGUUCUUAAAAGGCAAUCUAAUGGUAUUAGCCAUCUUUUAUUGUUAAUUGUAAAAGUCUUCAGGGGAAAGCAAAAGGGGAGAAUAAGGCAUUUGUGUAUGUAACUUGGUAAAUGACGGUGGGGGAUGGAUCUAGCAUCUGAAAGAUAAGCUUCUCUACUUUGUUAUAAAGUGGUUAAAAAACUAUAGAUGCUGCUUAUUUUCUGGUGGUCAUAGACAACAUAGGCUUUUGUGCAAAAUUGGUUGAUGGCUACUAAUGUUCACUUGGAGAUAGCUUUUGAUAUUCUCAAUGAAACUCAUCUCAAAAAAAGGUAAGUAUUAAAUGUUAACAUCAGCACAGAUGUAUUAGAACUGUUUUUUGUUUUUGAGACAGAGUCUCGCUCUGUUCUCCAGACUGGAGGGCAGUGGUGUGAUCUAGGCUCACUGCAACCUCCACCCCUGGAUUUGAGUGAUUCUCGUGCCUCAGUCUCCCAAGUAGCUGAGACUACAAGUGUGUGCCACCCUUGCCCGGCUAAUUUUGUAUUUUUAGUAGAGAUGUGGUUUCUCUGUGUUACCCAGGCUGGUCCCAAAACUCCUGGCCUCAAGUGAUCUGCCUGCCUUGGCCUCCCAAAGUGUUAGGAUUACAGGUGUGAGCCACCAUGCUCAGCCUGUAGAACUUUUAACCCAAGUCUCAUUUCUUUUUUGAAAGGGAAGAGUGCACAAGAUUAACUGCUUCUUUGGAUGAAUCAUUGUUAAUAAAAAGCUGGGCAUUUAGAAUUUUGCCUUAUAAGCCCUUCUCCAACCAUAAGAUUAUUUUGUACCAAAAACUUUGGUGUUCUCUACCAAAGCAGUUAAAAACUUUUAGCCUGCUACUUCUUGUAUUUGUCUACUGACAGCCCCUUGGUACUAUUUAGGUUGGGGGAGGGGACCUAAAAUAAAUAGACUUUAACAUUUCCCUUGGGUGCUAAUCAUAGUUGGAAGUUGAAUUUAAGGUGAUUAUUUGGGUGACAAUUAAAAACCUAAGGAAAACCAGAAAUCUUGGUAGUGGAAGAAAUGUGUAAGGUCACCCCAAUCGGUAGAUUUUAAUGAACGUUGUGGAAUGUUGGGAAGAGGGGAUGUUAAGUUGAAUGCAGAAUUUCACUAAGUACUUAGUGUAAGUUUAAGGAUGUAGCUCUUUUUAUCUAAGAAUUCAAUGUAAUGGCCAAAAGGCAGAUUUACUGUUUAAAAAUUUGAAUAAUUUUACAUGACAUUCUUGAAAUUCUAAGAAGUUUUAUGUGUAGAACAUUUUAAAAAUUCAUCAGAUUAUUAAAGGGAAAAUAAAUGAUUAAUGAUAAUUUUGGAAGGUUAAUGUGAGCUAGACUUAAGUAAACUUUGGUUCAUUUGUGUUCAUUGAAUGUUUUGGAAAUGACCAAAAAAUGUAAAUGGCCUUCACUCAAGUUUGAGUGUUUAAAGUUGAAAGAUGUGCUCUACUAAAAGUUAUAGUAAUUCUAACCUCACAUUGAAAUGAGACAGUAUUCCUUGUUAUACAGGCUGAAUUUGAAGAUUAGAGAGGAUCUAAUGUUUACUUAGGUAAAGGGGCAUAGGUUUUGUAGUUAAGAUGACCAGACAGCUAAAAGCUGUGAUGGGAAGUAUGGACUGCUCCUAUUUAUAGUCUCAGAAAAUGGACCUUUAGGUCUCUAUCCGUAUUGGCAAUUAUUAGAAGAAAGUUACACCCUUUUGAAACUACAAAAGCUGUCUUGGAAUUUCCCCCUCUUCUCCCUAUUUAUGUCCCCUUAGAAUAUUUUAGGGAGCCUAUAAUUAUUUUCUAACCAAGGAAAAACUUAAGUCUCUUUAAGAAGCAAUUACUUUUCAUAACAUCAGAUUGAAUAACCCACCUUGCUGUUCAGCCCACAUCCUACUGGAAACAAAAGGUAAGAAACCCAUUUUCUGGUUCUUGAUUGUUUGGGUCUGAAUUUUGUUUUUAAAACUAAGCUAAGUUUAAUGUUUUUUAAAAUGCUGUUUGGAAUAUGAAUAGAUUCCCCGUAAAAUGAUUUUUCCUAAGUUUUAUGCUUUAGUAAAUAUUCAGUGCUCACGUCUGUGCAUCAUAGUGCUUGCGUUUAAUAUGAUUUAUUGUAGAAUCUCAACUUUUCUUGGUGUUUGUUGUCUUUGAAACAUUGUCUUGGUCAUUAGGGCUGGUGUUUUCACAUUUCUGUGGUCAAGGUGGAUUUCUUAUGUGUGCCUUUUUGCUUACUUUGUAUAUGAAUUUUGUAAUUUAAAUUGCAAGUAAGUUAUAUAUAUGUAUUUACCAUAAAUAGUAUUAAAAGAUGAGAAACUGUUAGACUGAAGUUCUGUUGUAACAUAACCAUUAUUUCCAUCACAGUAUGAAGACUGCAAACGCAGAAAACAGAUUACAGUCUCUUAUCCAUUUUUUGAAAUCCAAAAACUACGAAAACAAAAGAUUUUCUGUUGUUGAGCUAAUUAAAUGUGAACCCUGACCAGAAUUGCUGCCUUCAUUUUGCACUUAGUGUGACUAAACUGUUUCCUGUUGAACUUCAUUAUUCAUUGCACAGUUGCCACAGACUUUGCUGAGGGUUUUAUGUAAUACAGGGUAUAUAUGUACCUCAUAAAGUGCAUACAGCUCUGAAUCCCAGAUAUGUCUGUCUCCAAAGAGUUCAUAUAAGGGAUUGUAGGAACUGUACUAGCAUACACAGGCCUAAUGCUUUUGUCUGUAACUGGGGUGUCUUGACUGAAAAACCUGUUAUUGUGAAUCCUUUGUUGAUUGAAUUUUAAGUUCCCCCAUCUUUUUAGGCUGAAGCAGCCACAAGAAAAAAAGGUAUGGCCCACAUUUCUUUACAUUCUGUUGUAAUAGUGGACUCAACAAUUAUAUCCCAUUGAAGCAAAUACUCAGGCAUCCUAGAGUGUACAAUACAACAUUCUUUUGAGUUAUUGUUUCUGUAUCAGUACUUAAAGGAACAUUGACCAAUUAGAUCCUAUAGGAAAAGCUGGGAUUGGCAUGAAGUAAAGAGAUUAUCAGGAAACAUCUGUUCAUUAUGUCUAUCGUGAUUGUCUAUUGAAUGAAUAGUAAUGCUGCCAAAAGUAACUUGCUUUAAACAAACCCCAAGAGAUUAUAGUAUACUUAAACCAGUACUUAUUCCUGUUAUUGAGACCUUCACGGUGCUUCUUGGUAGCUUUGAAAGCUAAUGCCUAACAACCCUGAGGGUUCUUGUGAGCUUGUAGUGAUUAAAGGAAGGAUUUUUUAAUUAUUAUAAAAAUCACUCCGUGCUUCAUUAAUGCACAGAAUAAAAAUUGAAUAAAUGACUCUGUCAUAUAGAAGUUAAUUUAGGCAAAUAUAACAUUUGUAAUUUACAACAUUUUAAUAGGUGCUAGGCUGGGAUUUCAGGGGGUGAAAAGUCAUUCAUGACUUUUCAUAAGAAGUUUACUGUUUAGGUAAGCAAAACAACACUUAGUUCAGCUUGAUACUCAAGCAUCGGGUUAAAAAGCAUCAGACUUCUGUUACCAGACAACUUAUAAGUGCCAACUAUUGGUAGAACUGUGGACAUGAAGAUAGUGGAAACAGCUUCUCUAGGAUGCUAUACUCAUCUCCACCAAAUGCACUUUGAACAAAAACAACUUGUAGAAAUAGGUCUUAAUUUUUUUUGUUUGUUUGUUUGGUUUUUUUACAACAUGCUGUACUGCUCUCCAUUGGUAAGUGCUAGGGAAAAUCACUUAGCCACUAGAGGGAGCUAUAACACAAAAUUAAGCAGGAAAUAAUCCCCAUUAUAGAUACAUAGAACAAAGUAGAGACCAGCUAACUACCUUGAUCCUCUGUAUCAGCUCUAAAGUUAGAUGGUUUGGGUAAGUUUUCUUGCAACUUUACCUUUGUCUUCCCAUCUUUUGUGUAAAAUUCUUCCCCUUUUCAGCUUUUGCAUCCAUUUAGGUUUUCAGAGUUUACCUUACAGGCACUCAUUUUGUAACAAAUCUAGGUUCUGGGACUAAGAAAAUACUGAAGACAUAAGUCUGCUUGUUUUUCUGCCUACCUUGUACAUCAGGUAUGGAAUAAUAAGGCCAUGAAUGUGAGAAUUGGGAACAGGAGUUAGGUGUGCUGGGGAAAACUAGACAUAACAAUUUGGUUAUGAACUAGAAGAAAUGAAUAUGCUUUUAGAGACCUGCAGUUUGCUUUUAUGGAGUGACAGUUUCAGGUGUGAUGAUCUUCUCAGUAUUACUAAGAGGUUCUUAAAGUUUGUCUUAAAAUCCUACUUAUGUGUCAGCUUAGCUGUUUUCUAUUUUCUAGGCCUCACUUAAGUAGCAGGUUGUCUUGUGAUCAAAAAGUCAGUAGACACAGUAGUUAAUGCCAUAUUAACAGCUGAAAAUUACUGAAAAUUUAACACUUUUAGUAUCUGUCAUUCCCAUCACCGCUUUCUCCCCAGGUUUCUUUUAUAAAAAAUGGAAAGGACACAAACUUGUCUCCUGUUUACAGUAUAAAUUGUCAUUGAGAAUACUAAACCUUUUAGGCCCAUAUGAUGGGAUUUAGUCAUCCAGAAGACAGGUGUGGGACAACUGGCCUUAAAAUGUUAAUUUUAGAAAAUCAGUCUGUUUCAAAGAAUAAAGCACUAAAAGUGGACAAAGUGGACUUCUUGUGGGGGGAAAAGUAAUCAAGUUUACACAGUAGAGAUUUCCCUGCCUGCUAAGGUAACACUAAGUAGCAAGGAAAGCUACAGAAGGUAGUUACUGUUAACUAGUAGUCUUGCUGCAAAUUGGAUUGACAGCUGAAAGGGCACUAACUAGAUUGAAGCCUGUCUUUAAUCCUGUAAAUGUUAGCUCUGGUGUCCCUUUGAUAAUUUUUAAAUAACUUUUGAAGAUGCACUCUGAAGCCACAAAUUAGGCAAAUGAAAAUUCAGAAUUCUCCUUGUAGAAAGAAAAGUGCUAAACCUGGAGAUUGUAAAGUGCUAAGAAAAACCAUGGUAGAAUUGUUCCCUCAGGUGCUGUGUAUUAGAGGAGGAGUCUUUAUAUGUCAUUUUGGGAUAAGCUUUCAACAAUUAUUAAGGCUUAAUACAUAAGAUUAUAGGAUCAGUCAAGCAAAAGGGAAGGUAUAACCUUUAGAUAGGACUGGGAAGUGCUGGGUGAAUGUCUUCUACCCUUAACGGUGGUAGAAAUUUGAACUAUAAAAUAACACCAAGAGUGACAUUCACAUUUUUUUUGUCUUUGUUUUUGACACAGGGUCUCACUCUGUCACCCAGGCUGGAGUGUAGUGGCACAAUCUCGGCUCACUGCAACCUCCGCCUCCCGGGUUCAAGCGAUUCUCCUGCCUCCCAAGUAGCUGGUAUUACAGGUGCCCAUCACCACACCUGGCUAAUUUUUGUAUUUUUCAUAGAGACAGGGUUUCACUAUGUUGGCUCAGCUGGUCUCUGAACUUCUGAUCUCAAGUGAUCCGCCCGCCUCGGCCUCCCAAAGUGCUGGGAAUACAGGUGUGAGCCAGCGCACCUGGCUGACAUCCACAACUUAAGGCUAGAAAUGUAAAAUGUUGGUUCGCAGUGUAACAAGCACAUUCCAAAGAAAACUCAAAUGGCUCCUUUGUACUCUAAAAAUAGUAAAUUUGCAGCAAGGUGAUAGUCAAGUUCUGUGUCUUCAGGGUGCCACCGCAUCUAUGAUUUAGAUUAACCUAGAGAUGUGUUUACUUGCCAAAUAGAGUUCUUCAAGAUGCUGUUUGGAUUUGUCUUCCCAUCUCCAGUUGCCAUAUCAGCAUUUUUGUCUGUACCCAAAUUCAUAUUACUGAAGUGUUAAAGCUGGUUUCAGUGACUCCAGAUCCUUAAAACAUGUCACUCCCUUAAUAUGAGUUAACAAUGGGUUAUAUUCUACCUUUCCAAUUUAUCCUGUUCUCAAUCACAUCUUCCCCUACCCUGGUUGAUUUGGUAAAUACAUGUAUUUUUUAACUCUACAGACCCAGGAACUGAAUAUAUUUAUAUUUCCCAAUGAGCUAAAUGCAGUGCUGACAGUUUUAAUAUUGAUGGGCGAGAUGGGAAGAAUUUAGUAUUCCCUAAAAGCAAAGCACUGUAGAAGUCUGUUUCACAAGCUAUUCGUUAACUGGGUGGAUUAUUGGAGAAGGUAUUUUAAUACUAAUAACUCCUCAGAUGUGAAGCCAGAAAAUUUGAAUUAAUCUAAAUGCUAGCCUAAGUCCAAGUAUAAUUGGAUAAGUAAAUGUUGCUCCCAGAAUUGGUCUUGCAAAGUAAGACCAAUUGUAAGACCAAAGUAAGUGGUUUUGAUGUAAGCUGUGCACACUUUCAGUACAGAUCACCAAGAAUUGAUGACAUUGUCUCCAAAAAGACUAAAUAGUUGCCUCCUAGGUAUCCUUUUUCAGUCAUUCUCUUUUAAGCUUCUUACAGAGGAAGCUUUAAGUUGCCUCAGAAUUUAGUGGUAUUGCCUCAAUGAGAAUUCCUGCAUAUUUCUCUUUGGGAUGGAAUCAUUUUGGUUGUUUUUUUGUUGUUGGUAACUAUUCAUAAAGAGAUUAAUACAUAACGAUGUAUUGUGAAGAGACUAGAUAGCAUGUAUAUUAUUCCUUGGGUUGGGAGUCUUAAGCAUUAACUUUAGGACCCUGACCCUGGUCUUUAGGUUUAUAGGAUCAGCUAGCUUAAACAAUUCUCUCAAAACCAAGAGACCCAGCAUCCAUACAUUUUAACACCCCACAUCAUAAAUCCCAUAAGCAGCCCCAUUCCUUUUGCCAUUAAAAAUCUCACCCCUUCAUGAUCACACCUAAUGACUGAAGCAUUCUUGAACUAAUUGCGUUGUUUCUUAUUUGCUUUUCUUCAUGUUUUAAAAAGUGCUAUAUGUGCAGGUGGACAUGUUGCCCUUAAGCUGUUCUCUAGUUUAAUGUGUAUGCUUUGUUUUCUUCAGCUACAUAGUAAACUGAGAGCAAAGGCUGUUUUUUUUUUUUUUUUUUUUAAGACAGUGUCUUGCACUGUCACCUGGGCUGGAGUGCAGUGGCGCAGUCUCGGCUCACUGCAACCUCCACCUCCUGGGUUCAAGCGAUUCUCCUGCCUCAGCCUCCCAAGUAGCAGGGAUUACAGGCACCUGCCACCACACCUAGCUAAUUUUUUGUAUUUUUAGUAGAGACAGGGUUUCACUAUGUUGGCCAGGCUGGUCUCAAACUCCUGACCUCGUGAUCUGCCCGCUUCGGCCUCCCAAAGUGCUGGGAUUACAGGCAUAAGCCACCGCGCCCGGCUCCCCAAAGUCUUAUGUUUUAAACUUUUUGACAUUUCUUCUAAGAUGUCCAGAAUGCUAGUACCUGCACCUUAAUAAAUGUUUGUGAAUAAAUACAUUAUUGAAAUCUUAGGCAGGUGUGCCACAUAGCUUAAAUCUGAGACACUGUGUUCUUUAGUCAGAUCAUGCAUAUUCUUAGAAUAGUAACCUCAAAGGUUUAUACCCUUGCUACCUUUUUUAUAUUUUUUGUAGAGACAGGGUCUUGCUCUGUUUCUCAGACUUUUUGAACUCCUGGGCUUAAGCAGGCCUCCCACCUUGGCUUCCUAAAGUGCUGGGAUUACAGAUAUGAGCCACUGCGCCCAGUCCUGAUACUGUGGCUCAUUUUAAUUCUCACGUAGUAUUUAGUUUCAUUUUGCAGUUUGAAGAAAUAGGCCCAGAGAUGUUAAAGGGGCAGGCCCAGAACUUGAAUCCAGAUCUUGUGGUGAGAAAUUCUUGUUUUACUAUCACGUUGCUUUUUAAAGCCAGCCUGCUUUUUCCAGUUGGGAGGCCUCGGGGAGAAAAGUCUGACCCAAGUGAGAAACACCUGUAAUAUCUACCAGAUGCCAGCAGGGUGUCCCAUGGUGCUGUCUUUGAUCCAUGUUCUUACCCUGUGUGCUGAGGGUUGUUCUAGAGUAGGACUACAUCUAGUCACAGUGGCCAUGUUCCAGAGCCUGGCAGCAAGAAAGAGGGAUGCCUAGCUCCUUGGCUUUCCAGUGUGCAGUGCACAGCCAGCUCUCUCAGAGAAGCCCUGGCCCUCUUUUGACCCCUACUAUUGAGGCUGGCCCCACAGGAGGACAGCUGGUCACACAGUGGCUGGGGCCUGGCUAGCCACUCAAUAACUACACAGCAGCCCCACAAAAAAAUCAUAGAAAAGAACCUGUGAAAGGGUAAAUGUUUAAAACAUCUGCAUUUGUGUUGAUAGCUGAGUAUACACUUAAAUUUGUAUUAGUAACAGAUCCACAAAAAUGAACCACUCUAGGAAUUUUAAGUUUUAAAAGCCAAUGUGUGGUAACUUCCAGUUUCCAAUAAAAAUGUUUGCAUUACACUUAGCCUACACAUACUAUCUCUUAGGUAUCAGUUUUUGUAUUCAGCAACCCUAGUUGGUAAUCUACAGUGUCAAAACUAUCACUUAUAUGAAAACAAAUGAGCAAAUAGCCCUUUAAAAAUUUCCUUUCCCAGUGCUCGUUACGCACUUUGUACAAAUGUCUGUAACUGUUUUAUAAUUAUUUCUUUGCAAGGCUUGGUUUCUUCAGUAGAGAAGAUUCUUAGAAGUAUCCCCAGUGACAGUACAGCUCCUGGCAUUUAGUAGGUGCUCAGUAAUUAUUUUACUGAAAUACUCAUGCUUCCAUAAUAGUUCUGGGAUAAUUCUAAACACAAGCCAUUUUUCUAAGGAGAGUCCACAUUAGAGAGGUCUUUGUUUUGUAUUCAAGAUGAUUAAAAUUAUGAACUGGGAAGUUAGUCCCUGGGGUGUCCUGGCUGGCCUUUGGAAAUCUUCACUACAUCUUUCUGGGUUGGAAUUCUCACCACAGCCUGAACGUGGGGCUGUAUCUGAGCUGUCUCUGAGUGCUGUCCAUUUGAUAUAUCGAGUACUGGGUGUUUACCAGGGCUCUUCAAGCCACUGGGAGAAACAGCUAAAGAGUAACCUACUGAUUUGAGAUGUGGAUUUGUGCCCCAUCCCUUUCUCCUUGUUUCCCACAGGAGUUUUAUCUCAAACUCCUAAGCCAUUUUUAAGGAGAUCACUGGAACAAACUCCAAACCUACCCUCUAAUAGUCAAGUUUACCUGAAUUUUCUCAGUUCUCUCGGGAGAAGACUAAUCACACAUUGUAGUACCAACUUGGACUCUUCAUGUGCUUUUCUUAACUGAUUAGAGUUAACACCUCAGCUAAAGUGUAUAGAACAUACAUGGGGCUUCAUCAGGCUUCAGAAUCAGUUUCACUAGAUGUGCUAUGUAGGAGGCCACGGAAAAAUUACUGUAGUAGUAAAAGUUAUCAGUUCUGAUGUAAACAAUCAUUUUGUCCCAUAUUAUAAAUAAAUUGGCCUGAAAAUAUCUUUUCAUAUGUGAGGAAUAAGUAUAUGAUGCCUUUCUCCUUUAAAGUAUGAACUGCUAAAAGACAGGGAUAACGUGUAUUCUGUAUUCCAGCAGCCACAGUGUGUUUCUGGUCUUUGUACCAGGUGCUCAGGAAGUGUUUUCACUGGCUUGGGUUGACUACUUGCCAUCUGCUCUCUGAGCAUUCAUUUCUGAAUGAAAGGGGAGAAAGUGAAAGGAGAGGUGGGAAGAAAGAGGAAGCUGCAGAAAUACGAGGAAACAGCUGGAGGAGGGAGGUGAAGUUGAGGAGGUAAGGUCAGUAAAACAAAAAGCUAGCAGAGGGCAGGGUCAGGCCCUUGGGGUAGAGGGCUAAUUAACUUCUGUCAGCUAGUUGAAUAGAGCCUUGUGUGCUUUGUUAGAGACCAAAGGUACUUCAAAGGAAAAAAAUCUAGAUUCUUCCCUGUGUACCUUAAUAAUUGUUCAUCAGGUCAAAAUCUAUCCUGUCCUCUAGGAAUUCUGGUCUUCCCUCAGGCCUAGCAGAGAGCUUUCUGCCACUACUCAGGCAACCAAGGGUGAAGUGCUUCAAGUAGUAUUUGUGGACAGCAGCAGGUAAGCUUGAUGUGUUAUUCACAGCUUAAAGAGUAGAUGCUGAGUACAGCUGUUGUCCAUGUGUAGAGCUUUUAAUAACCAGCGCAGCAGGCCCCUUCACCUGCUUUUAUGCCUGGACCAGAUGACUGAAUGUAGAACUUUAGGCACUUUUUUUUUUUUUUGAGACGGAGUCUCGGUUUGUUGCCCAGGCUGGAGUGCAGUGGCGCAAUCUCGGCUCACUGCAAGCUCUGCCCCCCGGGUUCACGCCAUUCUCUUGCCUCAGCCUCCCAAGUAGCUGGGACUACAGACUCCCACCACCAUGCCCGGCUAAUUUUUAUAUUUUUUAGUAGAGACAGGGUUUCACCGUGUUAGCCAGGAUGGUCUCAAUCUCCUGACCUGGUGAUCCACCUGCCUUGGCCUCCCAAAGUGCUGGGAUUACAGGUGUGAGCCACCAGAUCGGCCCUUUAGGCACUUUCUACUUCUCAAGGUCAAGAAACAUCCUUUAAAAAGUUAAUUCCCUUUUCUGGAGCCUAAGCCAGAUCUUAUCUAGGCCUUGUGUUGCCAUCUGUUAGCAUUGAUUUCUGGAAUGGAGCAGCUUUCUCAAAGUUUGGUCUUGCUAGUCAUGAGGUCAUGUCAGUGUCUUAGGUCACUGCUGCUCACCUUCCUUACCCAGGGAGUAUACUGCAUAGGUUUCUGAACACCUGUUUUCAUUAUUCACUGUUCCUCUCACUGCCAAGAAUGGAGGGACCCUCAGUUGAAGAUCAAAUUGACUCUGAAGAAAAACUGGAGAUGUUUCUCUUGGAGUUUGGAUAGAGUAUUCACUUGAUAACAUGUUUUUCCCCUGCCUUGCUCUUCACAAGAACAUCUGGCCAGGCAUUAACAAUUAGUAAAUUUUUUUGCAUAUGAACAGUAUUUUUCUGGUCAUGUAGAUGGGUGCACAUGACACUAAACAGCAUUGUUUAGUGUUAUCCCUCUUAACUGGUGGGUUGUAUUUGGGGUGGAGGCUGUAGCCGAGGAGAAGACAUUCACCUCUGUACUCGAGAAACUUUGUGUAGGAAUUUAGUUUAUUUUUUUAUUUUUUUUAAUUUUUUAUUUUUUACUACUUUUACUGUUAGCACAAUGCUAUAAUUGAGCUAAUCUUUGUAGUUUGGUGCAGGACCACCAAGUUUGUGUGACCCAUUACCUACUUUUUCCAUGCUCAGCCAUUACCCUGUCCUGGGGCAUCUGAGGGCAGUAAGGAACAGGUGUCCAAAGGAGGAAUGUUGGUGCCUAUGAGUAUGUUUUCCAGUUGUAUUGAAUUUCUUACUUGGUGUAUUUUUGACUUGUCUUAGUUUCUUUCCUUGUGGUCUAUGCUAUUUUACUUGCGAUUUGUUGGAUAUUCUCCCUGUCAUUAAAGAGUUGUAAAAUGGAAGUUAGUUUCUCUAUGCAAAUGCUUUAAUGGAUGAAGCUGAUAGGUUUAGCAUUGAUUUUUGCUGGUGUCCUUCAACAAGCAUGAAGGUGAUAAAUGUGUUUCCAUGGCUUUAGACUCAUUUUUGAAGUCUUGGAUUGUGUGAACAUUCUUAGAAACAAUAAAAUGUUUUAAUUAAAAGCCCUCGACUACCAGCUGAAUUCAGUGUCUACUAGGAAAAUGGGUAGAUUUGUUACAUUGUCCCUUUGCUCUCUAUGACUUUGUUCCAGUUGUCAAGGAACUUAAAUGGGUAUUCAGGAAAAAGAAUUCUUGUUUCCCUUUCCUCACCUUGCCAGUUAAAUAACUCCUGGUGACACUUCAGGUGGUAGAAUUGAAACACAAACCUGACUUCUGACCACAUGGGUCAAAGGCAAAAGGCAAAUGGCUUCAAAGCCCUUAGUGUGCUUAUCCAGUUCAGGCAGUGAGGAGAUAACCUCUGCUUUCCUCCCUGAGGAGUUUGGAGUAUUUAAGGGGGGAUGGGGGGGGUGUCACUUUGAAAAUAUGUUGCUUUUUCUCCUGAUUGUAUUGAGGCUGAUAUGGAAGGGUUAUUUCUUUCUGGCCAAUACUUUUUGGUAUUUCUAAAUAUUGCAAUCUUGAUUUUUACUAUUAAAUUUGUUAAUUGUCAGUUCUGGCUUUUUUGCAUAAAGAGUUGGUCCAUUAACUUGCCAAUUUGAAGCUUCUAACUAGAUAUUCCCUACUGAAAGUUUUGGAUUUGUUUUUAGUUUGUGGAGCAGUCUUAGCUGGGGACAGGUAAUUGACAACGGCAGAGAUACUUUCUUUUCCUAGGAUUCUAAGUCUGUAAUCCACAUCCUCAAUGUAUUCACAGGACUUUAAAAUUCUCUCCAAAUGAGGAAGGAAAUAUCCUGUUGCUUUCUAAUGUUUACUAAAAGUUGUGUUUAGAACAACAGAUUUUAAUAGGCAUCUUCCUUUGUUAUGUGUCAUUAGCCCUUUGCCCGUUUACCUUAGGGCUCUUUGAAGGAGAAAUGGAUGGGAGAAAACCUGUCACUUGGCGAAAGUAAAAGGGAUAAUUAACUGGCUCAGAGCUUAUGUGCAGAGUUCCAAGCCCCAAAGUUAAUCUAGAACCACUCGAUAACACCAAUAAAAAUAUUUAUUUCACAUCUGUUAUAUAUCUGGAAAAUGUUCUAAGCAUCUUACACAUAUUUCUCAUUAAAUCCACAGGUGACCAUUGUGAGGUAGAUAUUUUGUUCUAAUUUUCCAGAUGAGGAAGCUGAGACCCUAAAAGGUUAGGUGACAGGUUAUACAACUUGGAGUGUGGGAGGAGGAGAGAGGAACCUGAACAGGGCAAGUUGGGGAUCUGACUUUUGUUUGGGUAGAUGUAGGCACAUUGUAUUUUUGGCUUAGAUGCUUUAUUCAUCAUGGCUGAAGGUAAUACCAUUUACUCACUCACCGAAAAUUGUUUACAAUAAUCUAGAUGAAUUUGCUGUCUUUGGACAUCUGUCUUUUGACUGGACCCCAGUAUAUAGUCUGUGGAAGCUCACUUAAGGAGAGAGCUCCUUUUUGUUUGGUUAGAGAAAUUUUCUGUCCUAAAAGUAGAAAUAGCCCCUUCUAGGUAAGGAUGGAGCAUUUGAUCAUACUGGUUUCAUUAUAUUCCUCUAACAGUUGGAACCGAUUGUUUUUGAGUACUUGUUUCAAACUUCUGAGUAUUUUCCUUCUGGAAAAUAGCUCAGUGUUUAAAAUUUACAUGAACUUAAAAGGUUAAUUUUUUUUUAAAGAAUGUUUGAGGAGCAAUCAAUUCUGAUUUUGUCUUAUGGAUAGAAAUAGAAUUAGCCAUUUUCCUCAAGAAAAGUGAUUCUUCUGAAUCUUAGCUUUUCAGUAAUGAGAACUGGACUGUUUCCACUUGACCUCUAUUUCCUGUUAGUGGGAAACCGCUUCCCAGAGGUGCUGUGUGAAAGAUUGCUGGGGAAAGGGUUUCUAGAUCCCAGCAUAACAAGUUCAAGAGUCCAGCGAUAUUGUCAUUAGAAUAAUGGUCUUCAUUAAGUACUAGUUUUCAUAAUCCUGAAGCUUCAUUUUCACCAAUUUGAAAGGCAGCUAGGGAGGAGAAGACUAUGCAGGGAAGGAGGAAAACUCUGGAGUGCAUCACAGAGACCUUGAGUGAGUUAAGGCAGGGAAGAAGCAGAUUUGCUAUCCACUGAAUGAAAAUAAGAAGAAUUCCAUUGUCCAAGGUCAGAGCAAGAACACAAAGGUUUUAGUUUACUUAGUUAAUUCCUUAGGUUUGGACAUUACAGGAGACAUGGGGGUGACCAUAGCAAUUUAGCUGAUAAAUGUAUCAGAAACUCUUUCAUCAUUUUCUGUCCCCUCCUAUCUUAGGCUGACCGGUUCCCUGAUGUGUUACCUGCUUCUGCUACUGAUCCAAACUGCAGAACUUCUCAUUCAUCCCCAAGGCCUCCAGGCAGUAUCCAAUGGGGAAUCAGCUCUAAAAGGAACCAGACCAACGUUUUCCAGCCCCUUCAUUCUGUAGCUUCCCUCUGUGUGAGGAAAGGAUAGAAAUGUUCAGGACAUCAUCAUACAGGCUCCUCAUCUACAAAGUUCCAGUAGCAGUGACGCCUACACGGAAGACUUGGAACUGCAAACAGGCUGGGGUCACCUCAGUGACAUCUGACGCUGUCCAACCAGAAGUUCGAUUUUUGUUCUGGGGGUGAAGGAGGAAACAGACUGUACUAAAGGACUAAAAUAAUUUGUCUAUACUA
This is a messenger RNA of Homo sapiens (human), 16845 nucleotides long. It is a transcript of the gene SRSF1, whose product is annotated as serine and arginine rich splicing factor 1. Gene Ontology annotation, biological process: cellular response to interleukin-17; regulation of RNA splicing; protein localization to nucleus. Bases 110 to 856 code for a protein of 248 amino acids. Gene Ontology annotation, cellular component: nucleus; nuclear speck; cytoplasm. The record is from RefSeq and is a predicted model, not a curated record. The transcript is spliced from 5 exons. NCBI's taxonomy places the organism in Eukaryota, Metazoa, Chordata, Mammalia, Primates, Hominidae. Gene Ontology annotation, molecular function: nucleic acid binding; RS domain binding; RNA binding.